AUGCCGCAGCAAUUGAGCUCGAAGGACGCCUCCCUGUUCCGACAGGUGGUUCGCUAUUACGAGAACAAGCAGUACAAAAAGGGCAUCAAAGCUGCUGAACAAAUACUCCGAAAAACCCCGAACCAUGGCGAUACGUUAGCGAUGAAAGCUCUCAUCAUGAGCAACCAAGGACAACAGGAGGAGGCCUUCGCCCUGGCGAAGGAAGCGCUGAAGAACGAUAUGAAGUCUCAUAUCUGCUGGCACGUGUACGGCUUGCUUUAUCGGGCAGAGAAAAACUACGAGGAGGCUAUCAAGGCGUACCGAUUCGCCUUGAGGAUCGAGCCGGAAUCGCAACCCAUCCAGCGCGACCUCGCACUCCUCCAGAUGCAAAUGCGCGACUACCAGGGUUAUAUACAGAGCAGGACCACCAUGUUACAAGCUAGGCCCGCCUUCCGCCAGAAUUGGACCGCUCUCGCCAUCGCGCACCACCUCUCCGGCGAUCUGGAAGAAGCUGAAAAGGUGCUGACGACAUACGAGGAGACCCUAAAGACACCGCCGCCGCUAUCGGACAUGGAGCACUCCGAGGCUACAUUAUACAAGAACAUGGUUAUUGCCGAGUCAGGAAACCUUGAAAAGGCAUUGGAGCACCUGGAAUCGGUGGGACACCGCAUCUCCGAUGUGCUCGCGGUGAUGGAGAUGAAAGCGGACUAUCUCCUCCGCCUCGGCAAGAAGGAGGAAGCCGCCGCAGCAUACACUGCCCUCCUAGAGCGCAACUCAGAAAACUCCCUCUACUACGAUGGCUUGAUCAAAGCCAAGGAUAUCUCCAGCGAUGACCACAAGGCGCUGAAGGAUGUGUAUGAUUCAUGGGCCGAAAAGUACCCGCGAGGCGAUGCUCCUCGUAGAAUUCCGCUGGAUUUCCUCGAAGGAGAUGACUUCAAGCAGGCGGCUGAUGCGUACCUGCAACGUAUGCUGAAAAAGGGUGUUCCCUCGCUCUUUGCGAACAUUAAACUCCUCUACACUAACACCAGCAAAAGGGAUACCGUUCAGGAACUCGUGGAAGGAUACGUUUCAACCCCUCAAUCAAACGGUUCCACCGACGGCUCUGCCGCUAAGGACAACAACGACUUCCUCUCAUCCGCUUACUACUUCCUCGCCCAGCAUUACAACUACCACCUUAGUCGGGACUUGUCCAAAGCCAUGCAAAAUGUCGAGAAGGCUAUCGAACUGUCCCCUAAGGCUGUUGAGUACCAGAUGACCAAGGCCAGAAUCUGGAAGCACUAUGGUAACCUCGAGAAGGCAGCUGAGGAGAUGGAGAAAGCCAGGAAGAUGGACGAGAAGGACCGCCACAUCAACUCCAAAGCUGCCAAAUAUCAACUCCGCAACAACGAGAACGACAAGGCACUACACAACAUGAGCAAGUUCACUCGAAAUGAGACCGUGGGCGGUGCUCUGGGCGACCUUCAUGAGAUGCAAUGUGUGUGGUAUUUGACAGAGGACGGCGAGUCGUAUCUGCGACAGCGCAAGCUUGGUCUGGCCCUCAAGCGGUUCCACGCCGUUUUCAAUAUCUUUGAUGUCUGGCAAGAAGAUCAGUUCGACUUCCAUAGCUUUUCUUUACGGAAAGGCAUGAUUCGUGCCUAUGUUGACAUGGUUCGCUGGGAAGACCGCCUGCGCGAGCAUCCGUUCUACGCCCGGAUCGCUCUUUCCGCCAUCAAGGCCUAUUUGCUUCUCCAUGCCCAACCGGAUCUAGCUUAUGGCCCUCUCCCUGUCAAUGGUGGAGGCGAGGCCGAUGAGGCCGAACGGAAGAAGGCAUUGAAGAAGGCCAAGAAGGAGCAGCAACGGCUAGAGAAGGCCGAGGCAGAGAAACGGGAGGCGAUCAGAAAGGCUGCUGCAAACCCUAAGAGCACGGAAGGAGAAGUCAAGAAAGAAGAUCCAGACCCUCUUGGCAACAAGCUUGUCCAGACACAGGAGCCGCUCAAGGAUGCAUUGAAAUUCCUUACGCCGCUACUAGAGUAUUGCCCCAAGAAUAUCGAGGCCCAAUCCCUCGGGUUCGAAGUACAUCUACGAAGAGGCAAAUAUGCACUUGCUCUCAAGUGUCUCUCCGCGGCCCACUCUAUCGAUGCCUCCAACCCCACUCUCCACGUUCAACUGCUCCGAUUCCGCCAAGCUCUAGACAAGCUCUCCGAGCCACUUCCACCUCAGGUCGCGGAGGUCGUCGACUCGGAAUUCGAGGCUCUCCUUCCUAAAUCGCAGAAGCUCGAUGAAUGGAACGCCUCUUUCCUCUCCGAGAACAAGGACAGUGUACCCCACAAAUAUGCCUACCUCACAUGUCAACGGCUUUUGACACCCGAGUCCAAACCGGAAACCGAAAAGGAGCUCGCCUCGACCCUGGAUGCAAGCAUUGUGUCCCUCGAGACAGCGCUUGCGGGUCUAGACCUGCUCGGCGAGUGGGGAAGCAACCAGGCCGCGAAGACGGCCUACGCAGAAAAGGCCAGCAGCAAGUGGCCGGAGUCGACCUUGUUCCGAAUUGCUUAG
Messenger RNA from Aspergillus calidoustus, 2511 nucleotides. The record is from the annotation of a GenBank genome assembly. NCBI's taxonomy places the organism in Eukaryota, Fungi, Ascomycota, Eurotiomycetes, Eurotiales, Aspergillaceae.